Messenger RNA from Dryobates pubescens (Downy woodpecker), 3937 nucleotides. It is a transcript of the gene FNDC3B, whose product is annotated as fibronectin type III domain containing 3B. Bases 233 to 3862 code for a protein of 1209 amino acids. Gene Ontology annotation, molecular function: protein binding. The record is from RefSeq and is a predicted model, not a curated record. The transcript has 26 exons. Lineage: Eukaryota; Metazoa; Chordata; Aves; Piciformes; Picidae.
CGCCCGCUUCAGCCGGGUUUUCGGCGGGAGCCUCUACUCCAGAGUGCGCGGUAGCGUGGGCCGUCCGCGGGCCCCAUGUGGUGCCGACAUCACUGACAUGGCGGAAUCCCCGCCGAGCCCUCCUGGCAGUCGCUCCAGCUAGCCGGGACUCACCGCCGCGCCUGGCCCGGCCCGGCCCGCCGCUCCGCACCAGCUCUCCGCCAGGAAGCCCGUUGAGGAAAAUUCUCCAUGAAUGUACGUCACAAUGAUGAUGACCGACCAAAUCCCGCUGGAGCUGCCGCCGUUGCUGAACGGGGAGGUAGCCAUGAUGCCGCACAUCGUCAAUGGCGAUGGAUCGCAGCAGGUCUUUUUGGUUCAAGUUAAUCCAGGUGAAACCUUCACAAUAAGGGCUGAGGAUGGAACCCUGCAGUGCAUCCAAGGACCAGCAGAGGUUCCCAUGAUGUCACCCAAUGGAUCCAUUCCCCCUAUUCAUGUGCCUCCUGGUUAUAUCUCACAGGUGAUAGAAGACAAUACCGGCGUACGGAGGGUGGUGGUUACCCCCCAGUCUCCAGAGUGUUACCCUCCUAGCUAUCCUUCGGCCAUCUCUCCAACCCAUCACUUACCUCCAUACCUGACACACCAUCCCCAUUUCAUCCACAACUCUCAUACAGCUUUUUAUCCUCCUGUCACUGGACCUGGGGACAUACCACCACAGUUUUUCCCACAGCAUCAUCUUCCCCCAACAAUAUAUGGAGAACAAGAAAUCAUACCACUAUAUGGGAUGUCCAGCUAUAUUACCAGGGAAGAUCAGUACAGCAAACCACAGCACAAAAAACUCAAAGACAGGCAGAUUGAUCGCCAAAACCGCCUGAAUAGUCCUCCUUCAUCCAUCUACAAAAGCCAUAUAGGCAGCUGCACAACUGUAUAUAAUGGUUAUGCAAAGAGCCACAAUGGAGCAAGCAGCGGAGGCGGCGGCGGGGGGGCUCCAGCGGUGAAGAAACCGGAGCGCAGAGCAAGAAGCAGCCCAAAGUCAAGUGAACAAGACCCACAUGAAUUUGAUUCAGAAACAAAAAGAGUUCAAGACAUUCUUUCUGGAAUGGAGAAACCACAGGUUACAAAUAUUCAAGCAAGAACAGUUUUACUUUCCUGGUCACCUCCCACUGGCCUUCUAAACGCAGAUAGACACAACAACGGUUUGCCUUACACCUGUACCUAUGAGGUUGCCUUAUCAGAUAAAGGGAGGGAUGGAAAAUACAAGAUAAUUUACAGUGGAGAAGAAUUAGAAUACAGCCUGAAAGACCUUAGGCCAGCAACAGAUUAUCACGUCAGGGUAUAUGCAAUGUACAACUCAGUAAAGGGAUCCUGCUCAGAGCCAGUCAGCUUCACCACUCACAGCUCAGCACCAGAGUGUCCCUUCCCACCCAAACCCUCGCACAGGACCAAAAGCUCCUUAACUUUACAAUGGAAGGCACCCAUUGAUAAUGGUUCAAAAAUCACCAGCUACCUUCUGGAGUGGGAUGAGGGAAAGAGGAACAGUGGUUUCAGAGAAUGUUACUUUGGAAGCCAGAAGCAUUGCAAGCUGACUAAGCUUUGUCCAGCUUUGGGCUACACCUUCCGGUUAGCGGCUCAGAAUGACAUUGGUACUAGUGGGUACAGCCAGGAGGUGGUAUGCUACACUGCAGGUAAUAUUCCUCAGACCCCUUCUGCACCAAGGCUUGUUCGAGCUGGCGUUACGUGGAUUGCAUUGCAGUGGAAUAAAGUAGAAGGAUGCACUCCAGAGGAAGUGAUUUCCUACACCCUGGAAAUUCAGGAAGAGGAUAAUGAUAGUGUGUUUCACCCAAAGUACACUGGAGAGGAGCAAGCCUGCACUGUGAAGAAUCUCAGAAGAAGCACACAGUAUAAAUUCAGGCUGUUUGCUUCUAAUGUGGAAGGAAAGAGUUCUCCCAGUGAAGUGCUGGUCUGUACAACAAGCCCAGACAGGCCAGGACCUCCAACCAGACCUGUUAUUAAGGGGCCAAUAACAUCUCAUGGCUUCAGUGUGAAGUGGGAACCACCACAGGAUAAUGGUGGUUCAGAAAUCCUGAAGUAUCUGUUAGAGAUUUCUCAAGGAAGUCCAGAAGCAAAUCAGUGGGAAGUGGCAUAUAGUGGAUCAGCUACAGAAUAUACCUGUACUCACUUGAAACCAGGCACUUUGUAUAAACUCCGGGCUUGCUGUAUCAGCACUGGUGGACACAGUCAGUGUUCUGAAAGUUUACCUGUCCGUACGCUAAGUGUUGCACCAGGGCCCUGCCGGCCACCACGAGUUCUGGGGAAGCCAAAGCACAAAGAAGUCCAGCUACAGUGGGAUGUUCCCCCAUCAGAAAGUGGCUGUCCUGUCUCAGAGUACAGUGUGGAAAUGACAGAACCUGAAGAAGUUGUCUCUGAAGUGUAUCAUGGGCCUGACCUGGAGUGCACUGUCAGCAACCUUCUUCCUGGAGCAACGUAUCGGUUCAGAGUGAGAGCUCUGAACGAUGGCGGGUAUGGGCCAUUUUCAGACGUUACAGAAGUCACCACGGCAGCAGGACCACCUGGCCAGUGCAGAGCACCUUCCCUCUCCUUUCUGUCUGACGCACAUGUACUGGUGAGCUGGGAGAGUCCUGAAUGUUCUGGUGCUGACAUCUCCGAAUACAGAUUAGAGUGGGGAGAAGAUGAGGAAUCUCUCCAGCUUGCAUAUAGUGGCGCAGAUACCUGUUAUGAAAUCAGUGAACUGGCAGCAGCAGCACAUUACUGCUGUAGGCUACAGGCGAUUAACCAGGCAGGAGCCGGACCCUACAGCGACCUGGUGACCUGCAGGAUCCCCGCCGCGGUGCCUGAUGCGGUCUCCACCCUCUCAGUGCUGGAGGAUGAGCACGUGGAUGCCUGCCAGCUCUCAGCCUCUGUGUGCCUUGUCCUGAGCUGGGAAGAGCCAUGCAAUAACGGUGCUGAGAUCACAUCGUACAACAUCGACCUGGGGGACGUCAGCAUUCCAGUAGGAAACGUUACUAGUUACGUCAUCAAGGAUUUGCUUCCAGAGACCUCAUACCGGAUCAGGAUCCAGGCUGUCAAUGAAAUUGGAGCUGGACCAUUUAGCCACUUUAUUAAAGCAAAAACCAGGCCACUGCCACCAUUACCUCCUCGGUUAGAGUGUGCUGCAGCAGGUCCUCAGAGCCUGAAGCUGAAAUGGGGAGACAGCAGUUCCAAGCUUCAUGCUACCGAUGACAUGGUCUAUAUCUUGCAGAUAGAAGACAGAAACAAAAGGUUUAUCCCAAUUUAUAGGGGACCGAGUCAUACAUACAAGAUACAGAGGCUGACAGAAUCCACUUGUUACUCCUUCAGAAUACAGGCAGUCAAUGAUGCUGGGGAGGGACCUUUCUCAGAAAUCUGUACCUUCUGCACAACUAAGUCAGUGCCACCUGCCAUCAAAGCCCCUCGAGUGACACAGCUGAGAGGAAACGCCUGUGAAAUUACCUGGGAAAUGGUCCCACCCAUGAAGGGAGAUCCUGUUGGUUAUGUUCUGCAGGUACUGGUUGGAAGAGAAUCUGAAUACAAGCAGGUGUACAAGGGAGAAGAGACCACAUUCCACAUCUCAGGCCUUCAAGUCAACACAGAUUAUCGGUUUCGCGUCUGCGUUUGCCGCCGGUGCUUGGAUACCUCACAGGAACUUUGUGGACCUUUCAGCCCCUCCGUUGCCUUUAUGCCUCAGCGAAACGAGAUCGUGCUCACAGGAGAAGUGGGCAGCAUAGAUGAUCCGAAGAUCAAGAGCAUGAUUGCUACUGAUGAACAGUUUGCAGCCCUCAUCGUUCUCGGCUUUGCAACUCUGUCAAUUGUAUUUGCCUGUAUAUUACAGUACUUCUUUAUGAAGUAGAGAUUCAGUGGAAGUUUGAGAGACAACAAAAAUUUAACUAAUGCUACGCAUUAUAAUCCACACAUUUAUUCAGAU